GCUGUGUGGAGCACACCAGAGUCCAGACUUAAGAUGUAGAUCUGCGGUCACGCAACAAGGAUUCGAAACGUGUUCUUUUAAAAAAAAAAUAAAACGAGCUUUAAUGUUAAGUCAAAGCCAACACAGGCACAGAGUCCACAAUGAAAUGCAGUGGAAUUGUUGCUGUUUUCAUUUGUUCUUAAUUGCAGGGGCGGGGGGAAACCCGUCACCGUACAGGAGCUAAUCUUAUGCAACCUUUUGGACAGAUUCAUGUCAAGUUGACAGCGGAUCAAUAGUUUGGGAAAUUAGCCGGACGUAUUUUUAGGGAAAAUUAGGCGAAGCUUGUGUCGCCUUGGUCUCACAGGUAAAUCUAAAGACGGACUACUGUGAUUUCAGAGAGUUUCGUUACAAUGGACUGUAAAUAAGAAGGUAAAAAAACACACCUAAGCUGAACAUUUAAUGGUAAGCCACUAAGACGCUACACUCAAUCACCGAAACCAUGGCAUCUACUUUCAUCAUUUACCUGGCCACAUUGUUGUGGUCGUCUGCAGUCAUUCUGGCAGAGUCUGAGCCGGCCAGGUGUGUGGUGCAGUAUGACAAGGAGUCACCGUGUCUGCAGAAGACUAUGUGCCCAGAGGAUGGAAUGGCGGUGAUGGUUGACCACGUGGUGGUCAGCGAAAUGACAGAGUGUGCUCCAAAUGGCUACAUAAGAACAGCCUCUUCCGAUAUCGACCUGGACAAGGUCCUCGUCAGCACCAUCCGGCGGGAAUGCAACGGAAAGAGGACCUGUGACCUGCAGGAGUCAUUAAAGAACAGGUUUACAGUAAGCUGUGAUAGGCCAAAAUCUUUCGAGGCUGAUGCGAUAGACAUUCGGCAUUACUGUAGACCCUUUGGACUCAACCAUACGGCAGUCUAUGACAUGGGAUCGAACCAAAAUCUUAACGUCAAAGACCAAACAUUCUAUCUGGUACUGGACUCUCCUUCAAUGGAUACAAACCGGACUUGCAUUAUCAGAGGUGACCGGACCGGUUUCAAUUUUCUGUUACUGCACGUGGACAUGGAAACACCCAGCUACUGCAGAUUUCAAAAUGGCCGCUCGUGUUCAGAAAUUUUGUCUAUUGUCGGCGAUGGGAAAAGACUUGUAACGUAUACUCAUAAAACCCAGCCGGAAGUACUGCAAUCUUAUAAAGUCAAUGAAACUGUCAACUUGCAUGUUACGAGUGGUCCUGGGUUGCUGUGGAUAGAGCUGACAGGAAUCCAGAGCUCAGUGCUUCUGACCUGCGAAGGGGCCAGCAGAGAGGAAUCGACGACCACGGCCACCGCCACCACCACCACAACAACACCAACCACGACAACACCUACCACUCCAGUGGUGACCACCAACACACCGUUAAGUGACAUUACCACACCCACAACAACGACCUCAAAUGCAACAAUGAUAAAACCCUGGGAUGGGCUACAUCCAAGUGUUCUGACAUUGAUUAUUCUGGUUACUGUCAUUGCUGCUGGACUCUUCAUAUCACUGGGAUUCAAUAUUUUCUACGUACGGAAAUCUCGUAGACUCAGAGUCUUAGCUAAUGAGAACAUGUACAGCUACCCGGAACAACGAGGCUGCGGCUCCUACACAUACAGUGGAUUAGACGACGAAGCCCCCCCAACGCCUGCCCGCAAUGGUGAAGAAUAUCUGGAAAUAAAAGACUAUUACACCACGGAGUAUCUGGAUGUCGAACACAAGGAAUACAACAUACCGCAGGACGCUGGUCACAGGCCUCUUACUUCAGGACAAUGGUCACUGGAUCAUAACAACUCGCUUCAAUCUGUGACAGACAAUGCCGAUUACUAGACAUGGUAGUAACGAGAUGGCAAGGACUACCACGUGACAGUGGCCAACCGUUACACCGUGUGACAGAUAACGCCCACUACUAACAAUGUGGAGCACCAGGGUUUGAACCUUGGGGAACCAAUGAUAACUAAAGCAUCAUCACUCGUUCGACUCCGUGACAUUAAUUAACAGAUGUCCAGGAAACGCUUUGAGUUGACGGACAUGCAACUGCAGGACACUUCUUGCUCACUCUCCAGUCCAUCGAAGAGAAUUCAAACUAGCCAUUCCAGUAAUCAGAGGUGUGGUGGCUGAGGGGUAAAGCGCUUGGCUUUCCGAACCGGGUGGGGAAGUCCUAGGUUCGAAUCUUGGUGAAGACUGAUUUUUAAUUUCGGAAUCUAUAGCCCCAUGAGUCCACCCAGCUCUCAUGGAUACCUUACCUUAGUUUGGUAAAAUUGAAGGCGGUUGUUCGUUGUGCUGGCCACAUGACACCCUGUAAACCACUAAAAGGGAUGGCAUUUACAUCAUAUGGCCCAUAGAUCGAAACUUUACUUUACUUUUCCCAGUAAUCACUGGCUUCAAUUCUUUGAAUGAAAAAAAGUUUGCUGUUUUCAUUCCAGAAAAUAUAUUGCAAAGAGACAAACUUUGAGUCCGAAAAUUCAGAAAGAUUGUACUUUUCAUGUGAAUCAAAGACCAACUUUUAGCAUAUACAUUCUGACACAUCGAAAGACAAGUCUCUUGUGCACUGCACUGGAGAUAUAAUCCAAGACGCUUAAAAAGAAUGCAAAAUACCCUUUAUUCGAGAUGUAAUUACAAUGAAUGGAGUAAAUCAAUAACACUUCACACGCCUGCUGUCAAUACUUACUGAACAAAAGUACUCUCCCUCUCAAGUUAAAGUAGCAUCCGGGUGGGUAAAAUUAUUAUAUUGUAAAAGUAAAGAAUACAUACCAUAUAUAUGACCUAUUUUAAUGGAAGAGGCCAAUCUCAUUAGCGACUUUGUACGCUCGAUGGAUAAAAUAAAAUAAUGGACUAGCUAGUCAAAAGCAUUUGGCUUUCUGUGGGAUGUUUGUAUGUGUCUGCACAGCAUAUCGCUUGACUUGACUGGGACGACUUAUACAUAUAACGAAUGAAUGAAAUAUAGAUCAAGAUUGUGGUAAUAAACUAAUUAAUACUAAAAUUUAGCAUGCUUGGAAAAAUUUCGAAUUGCGGGAUCUUUAGGGCUCCUCUGAGUUCACCCAGCCUCUAAUGGGUACCUGACAUUAGUUGGGGAAAAGUAAAGGCGGUUGGUCAUUGUGCUGGCCACAUGACACCCUCGUUAACCGCUGGCCAUAGAAACAGAUGACCUUUAUAUCAUCUGCCUUAUAGAUCGCAAGGUCUGAAAGGAGAAAUUUACUUUUUUUCUAUAGAGAAAUCGGCAAGCUUUUUUCACUGCUUCAAAGUUUAGCAAUGGAAAAAAUGUUUCUUUGGCCACUUGUUAGGUUAGCCAUGAAAAAUUGUGGUGCAGCCUUAGUUUGGAAUUAUAAUUUUGAAGCUUGUGAGCUGAAAUCUUCAUUGCCAGGUCGACUAUCAAAAGUGUUGAAUGUGAAAUUCAGCCGCUCCAGCUCACACUACUUUAUUAUGAACGAUUCCUAAAUGUUGGUAUACAGUCUCUUCACACAGACCUCAGCUUUGUGUGUUUUCUAUCCAAUACCAACUUUUGCAACUCUUUUCACUAAAAACUGUUUAUAACAAAUGUUGUUGAUAGAAUUAUAAAAUCUCCCAACAAUAAAUGUGAAAACAACACAUUGUAUUUUUGUUAUUCAACGUUCAACUUGACUUUUUUUGUUGCAAUGCAUUGUUGUAUAUUUAUAAUUAUUUGUUUCCUUACUAAUUCCCUACCAUUUUUUUAAAUUGUGAAGUCAAAAAAUGCGCUUAUUUUUAUCAAGUUGUUACAACUGAAACAAAUUUAUAUUAUUUUUAUUUGUUAAUGUGAUGUUAACGUGUAUAAGGUCAAUGAUGGCUUACUAUUUGGUCACGUGGCAUGUGCUACGGACUGUCGUCAAGAUAGUUAUGAGUAUGAGUCCUGGCUUUGGACAUCCCAUACUGUCCAGCACUACCUUUGGUUGAAAACUAAGCUCUAGUUUUAAAGGAACGCCACGUUAUUUUUUAUCUCAAGAAAGUUGACCACAAAUCACAAAUCUCAAGAAAGUUUACCACAAAUUCAAGAAAGUUGACCACAAAUCUCAAGAAAGUUGGCCACAGAUCUCAAGAAAGGUGUCCAAAGAUCUCAAGAAAUGUGUCCAAAGAUCUCAAGAUAGGUGGCCACAAAUCUUAAGAAAGAUGGCCACAAAUCUCAAGUAAGGUGGCCACAAAUCUCAAGAAAUGUGUCCAAAGAUCUCAAGUAAGGUGGCCACAAAUCUCAAGAAAUGUGUCCAAGAUCUCAAGAAAUGUGUCCAAAGAUCUCAAGAAAUGUGUCCAAAGAUCUCAAGAAAUGUGUCUAAAGAUCUCAAGAAAGGUGGCCACAAAUCUCAAGAAAUGUGUCCAAAGAUCUCAAGAAAGGUGGCGACAAAUCUCAAGAAAUGUGUCCAAAGAUCUCAAGAAACGUAAUCAGAGAUCUCAACAAUAAUUAUGGCCAAAUAGUUAAAGAAAGUUGGCCUGAGAUCUCAAGAUAAGUUGUCCAAAAAUUUCAAGUAAGUUAACCAGAAAUUUCGAGAAAGUUAGCCAGAAAUUUCAAGAAAGUUGGCCAGAAAUUUUAAGAAAGUGGUCCAGAUAUCCUAGAGAGUUUGGGUUCUGAAGUAUCUGCAAAGUUUCAACUAUUUUGUUUUUUAUGACUGUACAUUGUAUUUUCUAAAGUGUGAGAUUAGGAUACUAUAACUUUAUAUUCAUUUUGAAAUUUUGUCGGCCUCUUUUAAAACCCAAAAUUGCAAAGUUUCUGUUAAACUCUUUCACUUGAAUCCUUUUUUUUAAUAUACUUCACGAAAACUGGAGUGAAAAAAAUGUUAGAAAAAACGUCAGGGGGCUUGACCGACCAUUUUUAUACACUAGUGCGGGUGGCAUGUGACCGAGAUUUUAAAACUUGGGUUACUACAUAAACCCAUACACAUUAGAUGUAGCCUAAAUGUUAAUGGAAUGUAAAAAAAAAAAAAAAAAAAUUUCGUAUUUACGUUUCUGUACUUUUAGUGUUGACUGUUUACCUUUUUUACUUGUAUUAUCAGUAUUAUUUGUUUCUCUCCUACGGCAGCUGGAUAAAACUGUUUGUAUUUUGAACAAAAUGGACUUAUCAUUUAUGAUAAGUCUUAUGCUAAUAUAUAGGAUAAUUAGCCGCUUGUUGAUUUGUAUUUCUUCACAAAGCAUAAAAAAUAAAAUUGGAUUUAUAUUUUA
Biomphalaria glabrata is the source of this 5158-nucleotide messenger RNA. RefSeq lists its product as uncharacterized. The record is from RefSeq and is a predicted model, not a curated record. Bases 479 to 1822 code for a protein of 447 amino acids. The transcript is spliced from 11 exons. NCBI's taxonomy places the organism in Eukaryota, Metazoa, Mollusca, Gastropoda, Planorbidae.